Saccostrea echinata is the source of this 525-nucleotide messenger RNA. RefSeq lists its product as uncharacterized. The record is from RefSeq and is a predicted model, not a curated record. NCBI's taxonomy places the organism in Eukaryota, Metazoa, Mollusca, Bivalvia, Ostreida, Ostreidae. The transcript is spliced from 2 exons. Bases 73 to 525 code for a protein of 150 amino acids.
GAACAUGCUGGAGAAAGAAGUUUUUUGUACGGUAAAAGCAUAAAUAACCAAAGAAUUGAGAGUUUAUGGGGAAUGAUACGACGACAGGGAAUUCAGUUCUGGAUGAAUUUUUUUCAAGAGCUUACUGAAAGUGGUUUCCAUGACGGAGAAUAUUUAGACCAAGAAAUAUCUCGCUUUUGUUUUCUACAACUAGUACAGGACACUUUAGACGACAUAAGUUCUAUCUGGAACCGUCACAGGAUUAGGCAAUACAGACAAGGAAUAAGCAGAUGUGGUAGACCAUUUCUUCUACAUCAUAUGCCGAGCGCAUUUGAUACCGUGGAUUAUGGUAUUGAAAUAAACGAAAAUGAAGUAAAUAUUUGUGAAAGUGAAUUACAGCCAAUGCCAGAAAUGCCAUGCUCUACAUUAAUUAAAGAUUUGUGUGUGUGUAUAAUGGAAGAAAACAAUUUUGCAUUGCCCCAAGACCCAGAAAGCAUGCAAAAUUUGUUUAUUUUUCUCAGAGAGGAUAUCAGAAGCAAUUUAUGA